Molecule: messenger RNA, 9680 nt
Organism: Xyrichtys novacula (pearly razorfish)
Lineage: Eukaryota; Metazoa; Chordata; Actinopteri; Labriformes; Labridae
Source: the annotation of a GenBank genome assembly
AUGCAAGGGUGCGGAGAAGGUACCACCCUGCGCUACAGGCUGACUCUGGCUUCAGGGAUGGUGGAAUGCCUGGGCUUUGCUGGCCUGGUGUUUGGGUUUGCAUCGCUGGUAUUCGUGCUGAAGGCAGAUGGCUACUUCAGUGAUUUGUGUGUCAGUCAUCCAGGCACCAACACUACAGGUAAAACACCCAAAGGUGGUCAGGGUGGUUCUCAAGUCCAGUCCUCGAGGCCCACUGUCCUGCAUGUUUUGGAUGUUUCCCUGCUCAACACACCUGAUUCAAAUGAUCAGCUCGUUAUUAAGCCACUACAGAGCUUAAUAACGAGCUGAUCAUUUGAAUCAGGUGUGUUGGAGCAGGGAAACAUCCAAAACAUGCAGGACAGUGGGCCUCGAGGACUGGACUUGAGAACCAGUGCUCUAAAUGGACCAAUAUUUUCAACAUUGAACUCAUGCUGCUUUGGAGAGGAUUUAAAACUGGCAAAUGAGGCUGCUUGAUAAGUUUGAGCAGACUCGUCCUUAAGAUGGAGGUAUGAAAGAAAGAGAGGAUUCAAAAGUAGGCGUUUAGAAGUAGCAGUAAUUGAUCUGUGUCGCUUCUGGCGCCCCCUGUGGACAAACUGAUACUGUACAUGUCAAAGUUGUAUUUCCAGACUUAAACGCUUUUUGACAAAGAAGUGUAUCACUUACUGAGAGUAUUUGCAGUGUUAAAAGUCAAAAGUAGGCUAUUUUUAUCUUAGUGACGGUCACCUAGCCCCUCACAGCAUCGUUAAGCCUUAAAAAUUAGGAUGGUGAAAUUAACAGAACAGCUGCUGAUGGUCUCUUUUGCUUUUGAAGGUCAUAAAGAGGAACCAAUUACAGUUUUAGUCUGUUUCUAAACCAGUUUGAAACUCCUUGCUGUGCCUUCAGCAUAUUUCAUUCAUUCUUAUUGUGUCUGAUUUUAAUCUUAUUUUAUUCAACUCAGACUUUUUCCUGUGAGCGGAUUGUUUUGGGCGUUUUAUUGAUGUCCUGUUGGAAACUCUGUUGACUGUCUCUCUAUUGUGUUAAAAGCACUUUGUAAUUCCAGUUUUGAAAAGUGCAAUGUAAAUGUAGCUUCUUUGUCUUUGCAAUAGUCGUAACAGACAGACAGACUGUAGGGAAGGGUAUAAAGUUAUUCUGGUCUGCUCGGCUCAUUGAUCCCUAAACUCACAUCUUUAUCUCCCAUUUGACUGGCGCUCUGUUAAAAAUUGACUAAUAACCCACUGACUAUAACCUCUGUUCUAAUGGCAAGUUUUUGCAUGUAUAUAUUUCCACACAAACAUCCAGCAAAGGCAAAAAUAUCAUGCAUUACAUUCAGUCCUCAUCCUGCUCUCAGUGUUCACUCUAUCUGUCUGUUUAUUAAUAUCCCAUCAUGAUCUUCCGUUUGCAGACUGCAGCAGGCAGGACGAGCAGUUCUCCCUGAUCUUCACCAUCGCCUCUUUCCUCAAUAACUUUAUAAAUCUACUCGUCGGCUACCUGUUUGAUCGAUUUGGCACUAUGGUGACCAGGCUCCUGGGCAUGUGAGUUCAUUUUGGUUGAACCUCUGCAAACACAAACCAAGACAAAUCUCAACACUGAAACUAAAGACUCCAUCUGUGUCACUUUCUAUGUUAAUGUAGGAGACUCACAACUUUAUGACAACUUUUGAUUUUCAUAUUCCGGGUUUUUACUUUUAAAAAUGUCUCACAUAGCAUGAUGAAAUUCAGUUUUAAAGAUGGUCACAUUUUGAAAGUGGUGGUCAUUAUUGAAUGUGUUACAUGGGCACGCUCAGGAUAUGUGAGGUCAAAUGUAUGUUUCAGUUUGCUCUUGGGUUCAGAUCAGUUUCUACAGUUUUCAGUUGGAGUGAGGGGGUACCAGUUUGGGCUGCAGAGAUAACAGGGAGUGUCUGACAGGGACUGAGAGAUUACAGCUCACUUCAUUUGACCCCAGAUCACGUUUGAACAGCCUGUUUUUGUUCACGGAAAACAGAAAUCCCUUAAAAGAAAAAAAAAAAAACAGGCAACCCAAGUUCAGACUGAAAAUUUGUUAGCUGCAAACGCAUUGACCCCAGACUUUUCUCUACAAAGUUACAUUUCACUGGAAACACGUGCCCGCACUGUUGUUACACAACUUUUUGCAUGAUAAUGUAAGAAACGAAGAUAAGUAAAUCCUUCCAAGAGUUGCUCUGUCCUGGGACAGUGAGAGUUGUAAUGUUAUACAUUGACAGUUUUGUUACUCAUCUAUUCUUCGUGGCACACGUGGAUGCAUAUCUUUAGAUAACAUAAUACAGGUUAUCAGGAUGACUGUAUAACAACACCAAAACGGUGAAAAUGUCCUUUAAAGUUAUGAAAAAGACUUUCAAAUAAAAAAAGUACAUUUUAAAACAUCAUUUCAGUUCAUAAUGGUGAGAUAACUGUUUCUUACUUCACCUCAGGGGAACAUACUCUGCAGGGGCCGCCCUGUAGUUGAUAAAAACAUUUGAAAGCCCCUUUGCUCCUUACCAAACAGCUAAGCUGCUUGGCAUCAUAUUAGACCCUAAUCUAAAUCAGACUAAACACAUACAGUAGAUAAUAUAGUGACAAAAUGGGAAGGAGCAUUGCUGCAUUGCAAAUGUUCAAAGAAAUACACGGAAAGAAGUGACACAGGCUCUAGUCCUGUCACACCUUGAGUACUGCCCUGCCAUUUGGUCAUGUGCUUCAAAGAACUGCAACAAUUGCAAAUAGCUCAAAAUAAUGCUGCAAGAUUGAUUCUCAAGUGCUCUAAGCGCACAUAUGUCACAGAAAUGCACAGAAAGCUCUCAUGGCUUCCUGUUGAUAAUAGAUAACAUUGUCAUACCAUCACUUUUUUCCAUAAUGUUUUAAUGGACAAGAGACCACAGCAUUUAUACGACCAAGUUUGAUAUACACAAAAUGCACAAAACUACAUGACUCUUUCUCUGUACAGUUCUUUGCACACAACUGGGACCCUCCUGGUGGCCUUCUCCUCUGCUGGUAGGUGACAAUUGCAACCUGUCCACUGAAUUUUAAAGUCAAGAGGGUGGACUUCCUGUAGUCUGUUAUGGCUAUUCAUCAAUUCUCUUUGAUCUUAAAUUGAAUGCAUUCAAUAGUCCCCAGUAACAGCAAGCAGAAAGCUAUCCUAGAGCAAAAAAUUAGUCACAAAUAGUCCUGAAAUCGAUUUUGUCUGAUUUAUCACUCUAAUAGGGACUUGAGAGGCAAUGAAAGAUAAAAAAAAAAAAAGAAACAAACAAACAAACAUAGCUGGUUAUGGUUAUGGUUAUCAUCUAAAAUGAACAGUGAUCCAUCUUUAUGAGCUGCAAAAACUUCAGUAACAAGAUUCACAAUGUCUAUUUUGUCAUUUUUAAUAGUCGUUCCUACUGUGACGGGGUAGAUGUUAGAUGAGACACCUCAGAAACAGCCUCUCUUCAUCUUUUUACAGCAACUAUUUACAGUGAGUGAGAAAUCUGGCUAGUUAAAGAAAGCAGGAUAAGAUAUCAUGUCAGAAAAAAAACUUCAUAAAUGUUUUUGACAAAAUCAGCAAAGAAGUAGCAGAUGCUGCUCUGCCCAUUCGGGGCAUAAAAAGGGCCACUUUGAUGCUGAAAGUUUCCUACAGGAGCUUUAAGUGAUAAUGGAGAACCGUCAUUUUUGUCUUGUUUUUGUCUGCCUUUGAAUACCUAUUGGAUAUUUCUUUUUUCAGCAUUUAUCAAGUAUCUCAUCUUUGUCUCAGAUUUGUUAAGAAGUUUGUUGUUGUUGAUGUGCUCAGACCAGGGUUUGACUCCAAACCUCAAACAUAAAAAAAACUGCAGCAAAAGUAAAGAUUUUAUCAAGCAGAGUCAAAGACAACCUCACCAUUCCAUCAGUUCAGUCGUCCAAAAUUUAAAAUUACUCACUUUACAAUUGUAUAAAACAGAAAGAGAAAACCCUCACUGGCAGGAUAGUUUUGUUCUGUUUUGCUAUAGUUUUGUUGGCGUUACUGCUUUUGGAAUAAAUAAAUUGUUUAGUCUUAAAAACUGCUCAUUAUCUCUUUCUCAUUUAAGUAGUUCAAAUAACUGAUUUUGCCCAAUAAGAAUUUAUAUUUUAUGAUGGUAAACGUAUGAGACAUUAACUAAAACUUCCAUUCAUCUUAUAAAUCAAUAUUCUUAUCUAUUCAUGUGAAAGUGCUGCUGAGAUUUUUACAUUUAAGGGCUUGUGUGAGACGCAACUGUAUUGUUUUAUUGUUGAGAUCAUAUUGACACAUACCGAAGGGCAUGGACUUAUCUUUCUUCCGGGUAACUAACUAACCGAUUUAAAAGCUUCCUGUUUUUUAUUUUUUAUUCAGUUGAGAUUUCUGUGAGAAAUAUUAGAAAUCAGUGUUAAAGUGAACUGAGGACUGCAGACAUUAAAGCAGGGAUUGAAUGUAGUUAGUAACAUUCUUAACAACCCUAAGAUUAGACGGGGACUUAAAAUAGAAUUUCAAAAAGUGCUUUAUUUGGUGUUAAGAAAAAACCUGGAACUGACAGAGCAGGAUAAGUUUUAAUAUUUUUGCUUUCAAGGUAGCAGCAGCAAAGAAUACUUGUUUACUCUCUCUUUUUUUGUUUGGAUACCAGACUUAAGUACAGAUUAGGCCAAAAUCAAGAUGUUAAUAAAAACUUUCAGAGACUUUCUGGAAGUUUUAGCAGCCCUUAAACAGAUUUCUUGUUUACGACUAAUGAAGCUAACAUGAGUGGGUUUUAGCAGACUAUCAAUUUUGAAUUGCAUUUUACAUGUUUAUGGCAGUUCACUUUCACCACUAGUAAAUUAAAUGUUCUAGAAAUCUAUCAAUAAAAUGAUUUCUUUAACUGUAUGGAGCACAGUAAACUCUGUUUUAUACUUUUGUAGCAUUUUCAAACCUGCUGUUUCCUGCAUUGUCCUGCAUCGCUGUGGGAGGUGUCCUCUUCCUUCUUACUAACAUGCAGGUAAAGUCAACAUUAAUUUAAAGAUUUCUUUAACUCACUGAAGUGCAAAGUUGAGUUUUGUGUAAAACACAUUCAAACUCUCAGGGAGCCCAGAAUGAGACAUUUUUCUGAUAAGUGUUUAUUUAUCUGUCUAUCUUUAAGGUAGGAAACCUGUUCCCUCAUCACCGCUCCACCAUUAUCACCCUCUACAAUGGAGCCUUUGACUCCUCCUCAGCUGUGUUUCUCCUCAUCAAGGUAAAAAGGGUGAACUAGUUUCUAUGAGUGGUUGUCAGGGACAUUAUCCAGGAAUUCUAUUUACACACACAUAUAAAAAAAAAACAUAUUCACACACUAAAGUAAAAACUUCACACACUUACAAGUGAAAUGCUCUCACACACACUACUGAAAUGUACUCAUACACACUUUUGAAAUGCUCUCACAAACAUGACUGUACGCCUUCCUGUGACACUGAAAUCUUAGAACUGUUUAUAAGAGCAUUUCAGUAGUUUGUGAGAGCGUUUAAGUGGUGAGUAUAAGAGCGUUUCAGUAGUGUUUGUGAGAGUGUUUGAGUUGUGUAUGUGAGAGCGUUUCAGGAGUGUAUGUAUAACAGCAUUUCAGUGGUUUGUGUGAUCAUUUCAGUAGUGUAUCUAAGAGCAUUUCAGUAGUUUGUGAGAGGGUUUGUGUAGUGUAUGUGAGAGGGUUUCAGUCGUGUGUGUGUGUGAGAGAGUGUUUGAGUGGUGAGUAUAAUUGCAUUUCAGUAGUGUUUGUGACAGCGUUCAAGUAGUGUUUGUGAGAGCAUUUCAGUAGUGUAUGUAAGAGCAUUUCAGUCGUGUUUGUGAGAGCGUUUGAGUAGUGUUUAUGAGAGCAUUUCAGUGGUGAGUAUCAGAGCAUUUCAAGUGUUUGUCAGAGCAUUUGAGUAGUGUUUGUGAGAGCAUUUUAGUAGUGUAUGUAAGAGCAUUUCAGUAGUGUUUGUGAGAGCAGUUGAGUAGUGUAUGUGAGUGCGUUUCAGUAGUGUGUGUGAGAACACAACAUUUCAGUAGUGUGUGAGAGAGCGUCUCACUUGUAAGUGUGUGAGGUUUUUACUAUAGUGUGUGAAUAUGUUUUGUUUGAUACGUGUGUGUGAGUGGUAAUCUUGAAUAAUGUCCCUGACAGCCAAGUUUCAGUGAGGCAAUUUUAAUUUCAAAUUGUGCCAGUAUCAGAAAUCAUUUAGCCGAUGGGGAAACAUCAUAAAACAAUAACAGCUCUCCAAGGCUGUAGGCUGUACUAAGUCAUUGAUUACUCACCAAACUAAGACAGACAGCCAAAAAAGAAGAAGAGGACUCUGCAAAAGUGGUGAAAACAUAAAAAAAGAUGAUUUUAGGUCCAUGUUUCACAAAGUGCAAGACAAAAUGCAAAUACAGGCCUGCAAAGUGUACUUCAUAGAAAACAGAAGUUACAAUCUAUAGCAUACCAUUUAAGCAGCAUGAGCUCCAACUUCAGUUGAUGUCAUCUAUUCCCUACAUGUUUAACCAAAACCUUUUCUGCUUUUCAGAUUUUGUAUGAACAGGAUGUUUCUCUCCGUACCUCCUUCCUGAUUUUGUCCUUCUGCAGCAUCAUACAUUUGUUCAGGACCUUUGUGCUGAUGCCUCGAACCCACAUCCCCUACACUCUGCCACAGCACUACACCUACGGGUGAGGACAUGAACCAGUCUGUUGCAACUAACGUAUUAGGAUAAACGGAUCACAUUUAGACUGUACAGUCAUAUUUGUUGUUUCUUCUGUCUAGAUGGGAUUGUGGAAAAGGAAACACCUAUAAUGUGGAGCAGCUGGAAAAGAUAAGAGAGGGUGGCAUGGGAACGUCUUUGGAGUCCAGUGAAAAGGACAAUUUACCUCCAGCAGCUGUGGAUGGGACACACUCUGAAAAAAAAGGUAGUAAUUCUUUAGUUGUUGACAUUAACUCCCUCCUGACUGGUGUUAAACACUUUCAUUUAGCAAACUGCUUUUGCUUCUAUCUCAUUUACAACAAUGCUUUAAAAAACACCAUAAAUCCUCAAUUAAUGACCAGUAUUUAGUCAGCAGCUGGGACAGACUUAGAUUUCUGGGAAUAUGGAGAACAACUUAGUGGUGAGUUUGCAAUGAUCACCACAACCAUCCAUACAUCCUGUACAGUUAGGCUAUAACCACAUCAGAUUAGAGUUAACCAUUUCACAGGUCAUCUUUGUGUAGUUUUUUCUCUCUUUUUCUUUUUGUUGUGACUGAGUUUACCGCUCAGUGCAUCUUCACGUCCGCCCAGAGCUGCUUCGUCAGCACACAUCCUGACAGCACAAAAAUAAUGCAUUUACAGUAUGUGACAAGCUGACUGAAGGUGAAGAGUCUUUGACCUCUUGGAGCGAACCAGGAAAUUAUUAUUUUAAAGAUAAAUGAUUAAUCAGUCAGGCGUACCAGCACCAUAAGUAAAUAAGACUUUAUUCACAAAGAUUCAGUCCCUUUGAUUCACCCCUUGAAUCUCAAUGUCACUAUUUAUUCAUGGACUAUUCACAGACAACAGCAAUGACUUUAAUUAAGUAUACUUGGAUUUAAGAAGUUUUCAGUUUUGUGAAGGAUGUGUACAGAUUUUAAUGUGGCUAACAGCCAUUUGUUGUGUUCUGAUAGGUUGCUGCUCUAGUGCAGCCACUGGUGUUUCUAAAAGUCAUUGUACCCUGAAGUUCACGUCUCGAUUCAUGUCCAUUUUUUUGCCUUUUCAGUGGAGAGUUUCUGGAGCUGUGUGCAGUCCUGGUUCUUCAUCUUGCACCUGCUGUGGUUGUCUGUGAUGCAGCUGAGGCAUUACCUCUUCAUUGGCACGCUAAACCCCAGGCUCACACGGCUGGCGGACAAUGACCCCGACCUGGGUAGGUUAUCAUAAAUGCUGUUGACCCUUUGUCCCACAUACUGACUGACUGAUCUAAAGUUAUAGCUUUGUUUAUCCCUGAAGUUUCCAUUUUCAUCUCCUCAUUAUGACAAUCUAACCUUAAACUGUGUUGUCUUUUUUUUGCUUUUCCCUGUCAUCCUCAGUGAGUAAGUACACUAAUGCUUUUGCCAUGACCCAGAUGUGUGGAGUGCUGUGUGCUCCCUGGAAUGGACUCCUCAUGGACAGACACAAGGGGAAGCCCCUGGCUCCAGGUAAAUCAGUAACUGACAGUAAAACCUCCUAAGUGCAGCAAAGCCACUUUCAUUGUAACAUCACUGUAACUGUUAUGCCUCCUGCAGGAGUAACCGAGCAGGAGGCAGACCUACGCUCCUCUGUGCUGUCUCUGUUCUUAACCUGCCUGCAGUGCCUGGUGUUCUCAGUGUGUGCCUCCAUCCCCUUUCUCCCUCUCCAGUACCUCACCUUUGUUCUGCAAGUCCUCAAUCGUUCCUUUCUUUAUGGGGGAACUGCAGCAUUUGUUAGCAUUGCGUGAGUAGCAGCCAUACACUUAGACACACUCUUACACACACUUCGGACAAAAUAGACGAGAAAUGAGAAGAUGCUCUGCAAAGUGGACCAGCUUCAGACAACUCAGCUCUAAACCUUUAUUUCCUCAGAGUUUUGGACUGCCUGGUCUCUUUCUACAGCGGUAGUUGCACUAUUACUCAAAAAAUUCCAGUUCCUGGUUCAAAGUUUUGCAAUUGUUUGUACAACCCUAAUUAAAAAAAAAAAACAGGGCACUGUCUAAAAUGUUGGUAAAACAGAACUUGAUGGUUUGCAAAACAUGUGAACAUUUAAUUAAAUUGCAAUGUGUGCAAAGACAAUCUAACAAAUAUUGACAGACAGUUAUUUAAUGAAAAUCUUAAGCUAAAUUUUAAAGUUGAUGCCAGCACAUGCUGCAAAAAGGUCAGGACAGGCCCUGAAAAAGCUGUGUAGAGCUGGAGGAAAGCCUUGAAGAACAGUCUACUUUAGGUCGCCUGUCGCAGCCUGCCAUGAUCCUUCUGUACAACUUAAGUUAUGUUUCAAGUAAAUCAGGUACAUAAGAUUUGACUUGGACUGCAAAAUCCCUACUGAGGUUUAAUCCUGAAAGAUUUAUGAACUGAUGAGCUGAACCAAAAUUCAAAAGGCUGGGAACUAUUCUUACCUAUUUACUCGCAAAUGUGGAUCUUCUCUCGUCUUUGUCUGCAUACACACAGCUUCCCAUUUCCUCUUAAAAUAAUCAUAAUAAAAAAACCCAGCUCUGUACACUGAUGACCAAAAAUUUGGAUGCUGUUAUGAAAAUGUAUGAAGGAAUUAACAAGUGUCUCAUACAUGUUUAAGACAAACAUGUUAAAUUUACGUUGUUUUCUCUCCUCUACAGUUUUCCAGCAGCUCAUUUCGGAAAGCUGUACGGCAUGGUGAUGUCUUUGUCUGCAAUUUUUUCUCUGCUGCAGUACCCCUGCUUUUCCCUCAUCAAAGGAACUCUUGGUGGAGAUCCCUUCUUUGUAAGUUUUCAGUUUCAAUGAACACUUGAGAAAACCCAUCCGAUUACACCCUUAUCAACAUAUUGAUGCUCAACCCAGAAAGUCACAAAACCUACAACACAGUCCUUCACAUUCAGGUUAGGUAUCACCUUCGACCACACCCACUCAGACCACUCGAGAAGACAGAAAGUGAGGUAUUGUAACUACCUACAGAUGAAUAAACAUCUGGUGUUGUGAUCUGUUCCAGGUGGAUCUUGCUCUGAUAGUCCUCACCUUGAUGGUGUUCAGUCAUCCUGCCUACGUCUUCAUCCACUGCAGGAGACUAGCCCGCGAGCGGGAGAACCAAACCCAGACCAAAGCUGACAGAGGCACCAUAUUGGCCGAAGCAAAGUUAUAG